This is a messenger RNA of Nerophis ophidion (straightnose pipefish), 4948 nucleotides long. RefSeq names its product cyclic nucleotide gated channel subunit alpha 1a (gene cnga1a). Bases 444 to 2183 code for a protein of 579 amino acids. NCBI's taxonomy places the organism in Eukaryota, Metazoa, Chordata, Actinopteri, Syngnathiformes, Syngnathidae. The transcript has 8 exons. Gene Ontology annotation, molecular function: voltage-gated potassium channel activity; intracellularly cAMP-activated cation channel activity; protein-containing complex binding. Gene Ontology annotation, cellular component: plasma membrane; intracellular cyclic nucleotide activated cation channel complex. The record is from RefSeq and is a predicted model, not a curated record. Gene Ontology annotation, biological process: potassium ion transport; monoatomic cation transmembrane transport.
CCAUAAAGGAGAUGAUGAAUAUGUUUAGCAUGAAAAGCAACAUGGCCACAGGAUGUGUUCUUCCAAUGUGGAGUCCCUUAACAAAAAGGCAACUUGUCCCAAGGAUGAAGACCAUGGACCCUAAAGAGGACUGUCUCACGCACCCCUUAUCCUCUCAGCCGCCACUAAUCCAUCUAAUCCCUAUCAGAACAUGACACCAUUCACCUGUCAUCUUCUCAGAAUUCUUGCCAUGCAUGUCUGCCAGCUUCUGAGGACCUGUCAUCUUUCUGAAGUUCUGUGAUUCUUGCAGCCAAAAGAUGGAGAGGGCCUUGAUAGCUGGAAGGGAAGGUCCCUGGAGUGUGUGAGUGACCGGAAGAAAAGCUCUGACACCCUUAAGAAAAAGUUGUUUUGUACUGCAUCCUCCACAUCCUGCCACUGCGGGUGCAAAACGCGGCGCAGUCGACAUGACGGCCUCUCAGACCCUCCCUCUUCGCCCGCUGAACGUGAACAACAGUAAUAACAAUGAAGAGAAGAAAGAUAAAGAAGCAAAUGAAAAUGAGGUGGAAAAGCCCAAAGAAAUAUUCGUCAUCAACCCAGCUGGGAAUCUCUACUACAACUGGCUGUUCGUCAUCACACUGCCCGUCAUGUACAACUGGACCAUGAUCAUUGCCAGGGCUUGCUUUGAGGAGCUGCAGCAUAACUUCAUCCUUUACUGGGUUCUAUUGGACUACACCUCCGACAUCAUCUACCUGGCUGACAUGCUCGUCAAGACCAGAACAGGUUACCUCGAGCAAGGCCUGAUGGUCAAAGAUGAAAAGCUGCUCCGCGACCGCUACCUGAACAGCUUCCAGUUUCGGCUGGACGUUAUCUCCAUGUUGCCCACCGACAUCCUGUAUCUACUCCUGGGUCUGGACUACCCGGAGAUACGCAUCAACAAGCUGCUAAGGAUCGGCCGCAUGAUGGAGUUCUUCACAAAGACGGAAACCAAAACAAACUACCCCAACAUAUUCCGCAUCGCCAACCUGAUCAUGUACAUCCUCAUCAUCAUCCACUGGAACGCCUGCUUCUACUUCUCCUUCUCCAAGUCUAUUGGUUUUGGGGCAGAUGAAUGGGUGUAUCCGGCGCUGGAUGAUCCAGAGGAGCCUGCAUUCGGCCAACCCAUGAGGAAGUAUGCCUUCAGCCUCUAUUGGUCCACACUGACCCUGACCACCAUUGGAGAAACGCCACCACCGGCCCUCGAUUCAGAAUUCGUCUUCCAUGUGGUGGACUUCUUGGUCGGGGUUCUCAUCUUUGCCACCAUUGUGGGAAAUAUCGCUACGAUGAUCUCCAACAUGAAUGCAGCUCAAGCUCAGUUCCAGUCUCGAAUUGACAACAUUAAGCAGUACAUGCAGGUUCGAAAGGUCAGCAAAGAUCUGGAAUUGCGCGUCAUCACAUGGUUCGACUACCUGUGGAACAAUGGCAAGGCUCAGGACGAACGUGAGGUGCUGAGGUACCUCCCAGACAAGCUGAAAGCCGAGAUCGCCAUCCAAGUUCACAUGGAGACGCUGAAGAAGGUCCGUAUUUUCGCAGACUGCGAGGCGGGACUUCUGAUCGAGCUGGUGCUGAAGCUCCGGCCUCAGGUUUUUAGCCCCGGAGACUACAUCUGCAAAAAGGGUGAUAUAGGUCGCGAGAUGUACAUCAUCAAGGAUGGGAAUCUGGCGGUUGUGGCGGAUGACGGCGUCACCCAGUUCGUGGUCCUGGGAAGCGGAAGUUACUUUGGCGAGAUCAGUAUCCUUAAUAUCAAGGGCAGCAAAGCAGGAAACAGGCGGACGGCCAACAUCCGCAGCAUCGGAUACUCAGACCUCUUCUGCCUGUCCAAGGACGACCUAAUGGAGUCGCUGUUGGAAUACCCAGACGCUAAGGGCAUGUUGGAGGAUAAGGGCCGACAGAUCUUGAUGAAAGACGGCCUGAUCGACUUGGAUCCGGCCAACAUCAAGCCGGAGGCCAAGGAGCUGGAGGAGAAGGUCAGCCGAUUAUACGGCACAAUGGAUCUGAUGCAGACCAAGCUGAAUAAGAUACUGGGGAAACACGAGAAAACAGACACAGCUCUGAGACAUCGCAUCGCCGAGCUGGAACGAAUGACCGGCGAGGAGGUAGAGGACGAAGAAGAGGGGGCGGUAGAAAAGGAGGACGAUGGAAAAGUGAAGAAAGAAGACAAGGAAUAAAACGCAAAACACUUUUUCAUCAGAGAUAGAGGAACCGUGAACACACUGGAGAUCAAAGCUAAAAAACAAUGCGAGACAAAAGUGGUAACCAUGGAAACUAUGUGGUGUGUCUUGGAAGAAAUACAUCAGCAAAUGGAAUGAAAUCUUCCAUAUAUGACAUUACCAUUGAAUGGUACAUUCCCAUAUUACCACAUGUUUAUGCCAGUCCGCAUUUUCACUCGAGUUGUGUGCACAGAAACAUAACAAAUGUCUGUGAUAUAAUUCUUAAUGACUGGCUUGUUUUGAACUUAAACGUAGGUUAUUUGAUUUAAGAGCGAUGAUAGUGAAGAGGAACACUCACUGCUGAUUGAAUGGUUUGGUCCAGGGCUGCACUUGAGGCUUUUCUUCAGGGGAUGAAAACACUUGACCCUGUGAAUGAAUUGACAUUUUCUUUUGUCUUUGAUUGAGGUAUACUGAAAAAAAACUAUUAAAAAAACAACCAUGGUUGUUGAUAUUGAUGCUAUUCAAAUAAAAUGUUAAUGAAACGUUUGUGAAUUAAGUUUUAUAGAACUUGUCAUUGGAAGUCAGUGAAUAGUCGCAAAGAUACAACCUCUGGGAAAAAAACAAUGGAAUCACCAAUCUUGAAAGAUGUUCGUUUAGAAAAUAAGUAAACAGCCAUGACCCAAAUUAGUCAUUUAAAAUGGCAACUUUCUGGCUUUUGGAAACGCCAAAAUAAAUCAAGAAAAUCAGUUGUGGUGGUCAGUAACUGUUAAGGCUGGGUUGCAGCUUACAGCGAGGUUCGUUCCCCCCGGGAUGCAAACGGACGACUCCGGACAGGACUUGCAGGUAGGAACAUGAUUUAAUCUUGAAAAUUAAACACGUCCCAAAAAACACAAAACAAGCAGAAGGAAAACGUGGGAAGCCAAGGUUACCUCUUAGCACAGGAAGCAUAAACUCGGAGACAAGAACUACAAACCUAACUAUUGCAUGAAGCAAACAAAGAAGCCAGGACGAGAUUGGCGAGAGAGGUGAAUAAAUAUCUCUGAUUAGCGGUCGACUGCAGGUUAGCGUGCCGACCACUAACCAGAGGCAGAUGAACCAAAUGAAUCCCCAUAGAAACCAAAACAAACCCAGAGGUGCACAAAACAGGAACUAAAGGAGUCCAAAAAUAACAGAACAUAACAAAAACAUGAUCCGGGCCAUGGAUCAUGACAGUAACAGUUUCACUUUAGAACAAUUACAGUAAAAAAAAAAAUCAUGGUAUUAGACUUAGACUUAGACAAACUUUAUCUAUCCACAAGGGAAAUUGUUCCACACAGUAGCUCAGUUACAAAGGAUGGAAAGGGAAAGGAUGCAAAGGAUAAUGCAAAAAAUGUACCAUAGUAGAAAUAUAAAAUAUAACAUAUAGGUGGGAUCAUUCUGUACAUUUUCAUUUUCAAGGCUAACACCUGCAUCGGAUCAAAUCUGUUCAUUGGCUUGAAGUUUGGAGCGCUGUUGCACCAGGUGGAUUGCCAUGAAUCACGGCUCUAACACAAAGAGGAUUACCAAACUUCUUCAAAAAGCUAAAUCAUCACGCAAUGUUGCAAAAAAAAUGUUGAUUGUUCACAGUCAGCUGUGUCUACAAACAACAUGGGAAGGUUGUAUAAGGCCAGCGUACUUGUAGACCAAGGCAAACAUCAAAGUGUCAAGACAGAAAACUUCAGGCAAUUUGACCUGAAAAUAGAAAAUUCACUGCAAAGAACAAAUGAGGGACAAAUGGGCGAUAACUGGUGUCACCAUCUGUUGCCGAACUGAAAGAAACCUCCUGUGGGAUUUACAGAAAAAGCUCAACAAGAGCCAUCAUGAACACCUAAACAGAAAAGACAAGUUUAAAGAACGGAAAUAGUGGAUGAAAGUCAUAUUCAGCCAAGAAUCACAAAUUUGCAUCGGGCAAAGUAUUGAUACUGGAACUUUUUGUUUGGUUUUGGCUCCAAUGACGUUUAUGAAGACGACUACCUGAAGGGAACAUGCCUGUGGAGGGGGGCGUGGUGAGUAGAUUGCCCAGCUGGGUCUGGUUAUCUAAUCACCUGCCGCCUUUAUAGGCAGCUUUCGAGGCCAUGGGGGGAAAAGAUUCUGUCCGUCCCAGGACGACCCACCCUGCAAGGAGUCUUCCACAGUGCUCAUGUCCACAAUCAUUGAUGGUAAGAGGUCAUUACAUCUUCAAUGAAUGCGCAAGAUUUCGUAUUCUGUCAAUCAAACAGAUGUUUUGGGACGAUGACAGAACAUGAACUCUAACGAACUCACGUGAAUGUCAUUGAGAUCAAUCAAUCAAUCAAUCAAUGAUUAUUUAUAUAGCCCUAAAUCAUUAGUGUCUCAAAGGGAUGCACAACCCCACCCCCCCCAGUCUAGGGGACCAAAAGCAAUGGAUGUCGAGCGGGUCCAACAUGAUACUGUGAAAGUUCAAUCCAUAGUGGAUCCAACACAGCCGCGAGAGCCCAGUCCAUAGCGGAUCCAACACAGCCGAUACACAGGCGAGCGGUCCAUCCUGGGUAACGACUCUGGACGAGCGGUCCAUCCUGGGUCCCGACUCUGGACAGCCAGUACUUCAUCCAUGGCCAUCGGACCGGACCCCCUCCGCAAGGGAGAGUGGGACAUAGGAAAAAAAGAAAAGAAACGGCAGCUCAACUGGUCUAAAAAAGGAGUCUAUUUAAAGGCUAGAGCAGUGGUCCCCAACCACCGGGCCGUGGCCCGGUACCAGGCCGUGGCUCGAUUGGUACCGGGCCGCAGAAUUUUUUUUUAUUCAUUUU